UACCUAUUUAUUAGAGAUAACUUUAUAUGAAUUUUUUUAAUAAUAAUAUUAAUCAAAACAACAAAGAAAUUAUAAAAAAUUAUUCAUGAGUCGUAUAAAUAAUCGAGAAGUUAAAACAUAUUCAACAUUCCCAAACACUACCUGUCCAACUCCAGGUACCAGUGCAUCCACAUCAACAAUGACACCAACAAUAACGAUUACUAAAUCACAAUCAAGUGGUAUUUCAUACAAAUUGAAACGGUUUUGGGAUUUUGUAUCACUGUUGACGGUCGAGCCCUAUCUGCUGGCCUUUAUGUUUGUGUACACUAUGAAAGGGGUGCCCACCACACAACUGGCACAGGACAAGAUAUGCAGGUUUGUCUAUAACCUACCGGCCAACUAUUGUUCAGCGUUGCCUACAAUGACCGAUAAAGAUGACUAUUUACAUAAAAAAUCAGAAAUAUUAAGCGAAGGCACUAGUUUUACACUGUAUUCGGUAGUCAUACUGACCAUACCAUCGGUGAUUGCAUCCCUGUUCAUCGGUUCGUGGACUGACAAGUAUUUAAAUGCCAAAAAAGUUUUACUAAUAGGCGGUGCAUUGGCCGCCAUAUGCGAGUGUUCACUAUUGAUCAUCAAUGACUACUGUUUUGAAAUAUCCUACUACUAUAUAUUGUUGAGUAUGGUUCCCAAUGUCUUCUCCGGUAGUCUAUUGGCCAUAUUGUGUGCCAUCUGGUCAUACAUAGCAUCGACUACACCGCCACACAUGAGAGCAAUAAGGAUGACAUUUGCAGAGAUAGCCAUGGCCUUAGGUACUCCAUUGGGCACCUAUUUAGGCGGUAUAGUGUUAAAUACGACACCCAUGUUCUCAAACGGACAGUUACAUAAUUACUCGGGUGUCUAUGCCAUUGCUGGUGUAACCUAUGUAUUGGCAUUGUGUUGGACCAUAUUUAUGGUUAAUGAAAAACGGGAUAUCCGUCUAUGGGAACAGAGAUUCAGAAAUUCAUGUGAUGAUAAUGAUGUAGAGUUUGAGACCCGCGUUGAAAAUAAGAUAAAACGAUAUGACGAUUACCGACACAUACAUCCCAUUAAAUUAUUGGUUAACAUAAAAAACGUUAAAGAAAUGUGGUCGACCUGUGCUAAGCCCAGGGCUAAUUUAGUACGAAUACAGAUAUGGCUAUUGUUUCUAUCGGUGUCGUGUUAUAUGCUAUCACAUGUCGGUCCCAUUAUAUUUUUGUUUCAAUUCACACAAAAAGUAUACUCUUGGAACUCACAAAUGUAUAGCAAUGGGUCGGCAAUAUCUAGCUUUACUAUAGCAUUGGCCACUAUAAUCAUUGCACCGGUGCUUAUUAGGGUUUUCAAACUAAAAGACACAACUUUAUCAUUGAUUGGAUUGCUUUCAUAUUUUGCUCAAAACUUAAUACGUGGUGUAGUUUUGACAUCCAAUGGUUUUUACUAUUCAAUACUACCCGGCUGUCUGGGUUCAGUUGGGGGUAUUGGUAUUAAAUCGCAUUUCUCAAAAAUUGUGACACCACAAGAAAUUGGUAAAGUGUUUAGCUGUUUGGCCACCAUUGAGGCCAUAACACCGCUGAUUGCGGCCGGCAUUUUCACUACACUAUUCAAUGCUACCAUAAAUACAAAUCCCGGUUUAGCGCUUAUUGUUGUGGCCGGACUGUUAGUCAUACCAUUUACGGCUAUGAUUUGGAUUCAUUUUUGCACAAAACUACCUGAUCUUAGCGGUAGUAGUGAUCAUCCAUCUAAUGAUAGCACUAUUGUUGACGACAAUAAAUUUAGUGUAAAUAAUAGCAUAAAUGUUAGUAAUUUGAACGAUAAUAGUUGUGUGGUUAAAGAUAAUACAUUAAAUCAAUUGUAAAUAAUGUAUAUAUUUAUAAUUAUAUUAUACUUAAGU
Messenger RNA from Oppia nitens, 1885 nucleotides. Its product is annotated as proton-coupled folate transporter-like. Bases 86 to 1849 code for a protein of 587 amino acids. The record is from RefSeq and is a predicted model, not a curated record. Gene Ontology annotation, molecular function: transmembrane transporter activity. Gene Ontology annotation, biological process: transmembrane transport. NCBI's taxonomy places the organism in Eukaryota, Metazoa, Arthropoda, Arachnida, Sarcoptiformes, Oppiidae. The transcript is spliced from 4 exons. Gene Ontology annotation, cellular component: membrane.